AUGUCCGUCCCACUCCCGCCAGACUCCUCCCGAACCGCGUCUCUCCCACCGCUCCCGCUCUCCAAAUCAUGGAAAGACCCACCUUCCGCGAGAGAUCAGCAGCAGCAGCUGGCCUCCUGCGUGUCAGCUUCCGAUCAAUCCGCGCGGAACUCAAGCCUCAGUCCUGCGCGCGCUCGAAAAGCCCCCCUGGAUAACUCCCCGCACUCUGUACUUGAUGCCGCCUUGUCCGCCGCCUCCUCCUCCUCCUCCCCAAGCUCCUCUUUCGUUCCGCGCGAUAGCCGCGCGGGAGUUAUUACCAGCGUGCCAGCGAGCACGAGCGCGCCCGCCGCCGCUGAUUCCGGCUCCGCGUCCGCGAAUGUCUCAUCGGCCACCGCCUCUCCGCGCGUUUCCGGCGUGCUCCGUACGGCGGAGAUGGGGAAAAUCGACGCGGGCACUCCGCCGACUAUGACGAGCUUCCGCAGCCUGACCAGUAGCAGCAUGGGUUUCGACAGCGGCAGCGGACAAAUCACGGACACCAUGGUUGCGCAGAUCGACGCGGAUGCUGAUGAGGCGCUCGGAAAAUUCCUGGCCGCUCAAUCGGCGCGCAGCGCCCGGAACUACGUCCGCCGCGCCGCUUCCGCCGCGAGCGCCGCGGCGAGUCCGCUUAGAGGGGAUGCCGGAGACGCGGUUGCGCGGGUUUCGAGUCUUGAGAGGCAGCAGGUGAGGCGGUCGCCCGCGAGAAACGCGGUGUCGGGGGAGAUUUCCGCCGCGUGCGCCUCCCCGCAGCGGUUCCUGAGCCCCAUGGCGUCGCCCGCGCGAGAAAUCCAGCGUCGCAGCCGUCGCAGCAUGGAUUGCAGCGCCGUUGACAUGCAGCCAUUGGUGGAAGGGCUAGCUUCCGCCGAUACGACCGUCGCGCGAAAUGCCGCGGAAAGCAUCCGCAAGGCGCUGAAGGAAUCCGCGGAGAACUGCGCUCGGCUGGUUACGGCGGAAGGGGUGUCUCCGCUUGUGCGCGCGAUUCUAGCAGACGACAGGGAAACCGCGGAGCACGCUAUGACCGCGCUAUUGUUUUUGGCGGUGACGAGGCCUGCGGCAGUGGCGGAGAUUACUUCCGCGGGAGGCCUGCGCAAUGUUCUCCGCGUGUUAGCGCAAGAGCCUAGCGGAAGCGAGUUCCUUCGCAGCAACGCCGCCGCCGCGCUGUUUCCGCUAGCAAAUUCCCCUGACGCGCAAAAAACUGCGCUGGCGGCGGGGGUUCUCCCUCCGCUGGUGGCGCUGCUGCGGGAGGCCUCGUGUACACGCACGAAAAAGGACACGUGCCUCGCGCUUGUAACGCUGGGGAGCGAAGCAAACGGUGCCCGCGAAAUAGUUGCGACGGGCGUUGUUCCGCGAUUGAUCCAGCUGCUUGUGGAAGCGGAAGCGGGGGUGGAAGAAUUGGCUGCUGCGGUGCUGGGGGUGGUUGCGCGGGUCGAGGAGGGUUGGAAGGCUAUCCGCGCGGACGAGGAUGGUUUAUCCGCGUUAGUGGAGUGCUUAGAGGGGGGCGCAGAGCAGGGAGGGCAGAAGCUUCAGAGACUGUUGGCAGGUGGACCGGGCCCGGCAAAGGAGAGGGUGCAGUAG
Molecule: messenger RNA, 1590 nt
Organism: Closterium sp. NIES-65
Lineage: Eukaryota; Viridiplantae; Streptophyta; Zygnematophyceae; Desmidiales; Closteriaceae
Source: the annotation of a GenBank genome assembly